This is a messenger RNA of Toxotes jaculatrix (banded archerfish), 1648 nucleotides long. RefSeq names its product nuclear receptor subfamily 5, group A, member 5 (gene nr5a5). Gene Ontology annotation, cellular component: RNA polymerase II transcription regulator complex. The coding region runs from base 17 to 1648 and encodes 543 amino acids. The transcript has 7 exons. Gene Ontology annotation, molecular function: nuclear receptor activity; zinc ion binding; RNA polymerase II cis-regulatory region sequence-specific DNA binding. The record is from RefSeq and is a predicted model, not a curated record. NCBI's taxonomy places the organism in Eukaryota, Metazoa, Chordata, Actinopteri, Toxotidae. Gene Ontology annotation, biological process: regulation of transcription by RNA polymerase II; hormone-mediated signaling pathway; tissue development.
GUCCAGAACUGCCCGAAUGGACCUACCUGGUUAUCGCCCACAGCUGCCCCAGCCUCUUGUCCGCCACCCUGGUAACUGUACGGAUAAUCUGUUAAAUUUGGAGGGAUCAUCAACAUCUCAGGAGUUAAAAACAGAGCCAGAUGGUAGACCAGAGUCAGAGGAGGGCUGUCCCAUCUGUGGAGACAGAGUAUCGGGGUACCACUAUGGACUGCUCACUUGUGAAAGCUGCAAGGGCUUCUUUAAACGCUCAGUGCAGAAUAACAAACAUUACACCUGUGCAGAACAACAGAGCUGCCCCAUGAACCUUUCCCAGAGGAAACGUUGUCCUUCCUGCCGCUUCCAGAAGUGUUUGGCAGUGGGCAUGAAAAGAGAAGCUGUAAGAGCAGAUCGUAUGAGAGGCGGCAGGAAUAAAUUUGGCCCUUUGUAUCGGCGGGACAGGCAGAUGAAACAGCAAAGGCUGUAUCACCAAGCAAACACUGCUCCCUACAGGAUUAAGAUGGAAACUACACAAACACACCGGCCAACAGCUCCAAAUGACCUUCACGUAAUGAGCAGCCAUACAAGUGCUUCAUUGUCCUCUGAUGUUUUUCAUCAAUCCCACAUGUGUCCAUCUAGCAUGGGCCAGUCGGGAGCAUCCAUGCCUCUGGACUGCACCUUGAACACAGAGAGGGUGCUCACUCCUCCAUCUUUGCCCUGCCCAGGACUGUACCACCGCACAUUCCCUGGAUUUGUCCAGGAGAAAGGAGAAAUGUCUUUUUGGUGCAGCCUGGCUCCUGCAAACUAUCCAAUGCACCCAACCCCAAAUAAUUCAGUAACACCAAAAAGCACCCCAGCAUCGUCCCCCUGCUCAACACCAAGCUCAACCACUCCUCUCUCCCAAGCUCUCAUCCAAACCCCAGACACUCCCCCGUCAGCCACUCUUACAGCCAACUUCCUAAGCCAACUCCUGGAGGGGGAGCAGGAUGAGAGCCAGUUGUGUGCCAAGGUCCUGGCCAGCCUGCAGAGAGAACAGGCCAACCGAGGCAAACAUGACCGCCUAAAUACAUUUAGCAUCAUGUGCAAAAUGGCUGACCAGACUCUGUUUGGGCUUGUGGAGUGGGCCAGGAACACUACACUCUUCAAGGAAAUCAAGGUGGAAGACCAGAUGGUGCUGCUCCAGAGCUGUUGGAGUGAGUUACUGGUCCUAGACCACCUCUGUAGACAGGUGACCUAUGGCAAAGAGGGCUGUAUAUAUCUGGUCACAGGACAACAGAUUGAGGUGUCGACCAUUAUCUCUCAGGCAGGAGUGACACUGAAUAGCCUGGUAUCGAGGACCCAAGACCUGGUAUCCAAACUGAAGGCACUCCAGUUUGACAGACAUGAGUUUGUCUGUCUCAAAUACUUGGUGCUAUUCAACCCUGAUGUGAAGUCCGUGCACAGCCGCAGGCAGGUGGAGCAGACUCAAGAGAGGGUGAACAGGGCACUGAUGGAGCACACCCAGCGGAGUCAUCCAGGAUACUCUGACAAGUUCGGCCAGCUGCUCCUCCGGCUGCCUGAGGUACGCAGCAUUAGCUUGCAGGUUGAGGAGUAUUUGUACCAGCGCCAUCUUCUGGGAGAUUUACCCUGCAACUCUCUACUCACGGAGAUGCUUCACGCCAAGCACAACUAA